Molecule: messenger RNA, 783 nt
Organism: Aureobasidium uvarum
Lineage: Eukaryota; Fungi; Ascomycota; Dothideomycetes; Dothideales; Saccotheciaceae
Source: the annotation of a GenBank genome assembly
AUGUCAACAAAAGAAGCACAAGAUCAAUUAAAGCGUGAAGGCGAAGGCGCCCUGUCUACUUCCGAAUACUGGGACAAGCGCUACGCGCAAGCCGAUGGCGAAAAUGCGACACACGAAUGGUUCCGCUCUUUCUCUGCUUUGCUGCCGUUCUUACAAAGCAAUCUCUUCGAUGCGCGACCUGUAGAGCAGAAGCCCAAAAUUUUGCAUUUGGGUAGUGGUGAUAGCGUGAGUGAAUCACACAAGGAAGAUGUAAGUCGAAGCGAUGCUGAUGCAUGGACAGNNACGAUUCCUUAUGAUCUUUCUGCACGAGGAUACAAGGACCAGCUUUGUGUGGACUUCUCGCAUAAAGUUGUCGAUGUCAUGUCAGCCAAAGAAGACGAUGGUAUUACGUGGGGUUGGGCCGAUAUCCGCGAUAUGCCUCAACAUAGCAGCAAGAGUAUCGAUGUUGCGUUCGACAAGGGCACUAUGGAUGCCAUGAUUCACGGCAGUCCUUGGUCUCCUCCUGAUGAUGUAAAGGACAAUACAUCACGGUACUUGACAGAAGCAAGUGACAGACUCCAUGCACGUAAUAGAGCAAAGUUUCUAACAAACGGCAGGNUCCAUCGCAUCUUGAAAGACGACGGAGUAUUCCUCUAUAUCACAUUCCGACAGCCGCAUUUCAUUCGUCCGCUAUUGAGCGUCGACAAUCUCUGGAGCCUCAAGAUGGAAACCUUGUCAGCCGGCGAGAGCUCUUUUGACUACUAUGGCUGGGUACUUACAAAGAAUACUGCUGCAUCCGCAUAA